AUGAAGAAUGACCGUCAAUUGAAGUCCAUCAAUUCCUCAAGUCUAAGUGAGCGGCUUCUCAGGGAGGCUGCCAGAAUGUGUGUCGAUGCAGCCCAAGCUGUCACAUCCCUGGUCGUCGAAACAUUGGACCCUAGCCAGGAUAUCGGCAUCCUCCCUUGGUGGACCCGGAUUUACUAUCUUCACAUUGCCGGUGUGAUUUUCCUCGCAGCCAUGGUCAGACCGGAUUUAUUCACCGAAUCAGUCUCUCAAUCUUGGCAGCUUGUUCUAACAACUCUCCGCGCGCACGUCCACCUGAGUACAUAUGUUCAACAGUGCAUUUGGACUUUCGAGGCCCUCUCGGCCAGAAUCUCACAAACGGGCUGUGUGGAAUUACAAAGCGAGGGCGAGCAUCUGGUGGAUGGUACAGGCUGCCGCUUUGACAACAUCUUCGAAGAUAUCCAGUUUGACUUUGACGAAUUUCUAUUUGGAACAGGAGAAGUGAUCAAUCUUGAUGGGCUAGGGUAG
Molecule: messenger RNA, 504 nt
Organism: Penicillium expansum
Lineage: Eukaryota; Fungi; Ascomycota; Eurotiomycetes; Eurotiales; Aspergillaceae
Product: fungal specific transcription factor domain-containing protein
Exons: 1
Coding region: 1-504 (167 amino acids)
Biological process (GO): positive regulation of transcription from RNA polymerase II promoter by galactose
Cellular component (GO): nucleus
Molecular function (GO): RNA polymerase II cis-regulatory region sequence-specific DNA binding; DNA-binding transcription factor activity, RNA polymerase II-specific
Source: RefSeq, a predicted model, not a curated record